Messenger RNA from Cryptomeria japonica (Japanese cedar), 968 nucleotides. RefSeq names its product putative dehydration-responsive element-binding protein 2H. Gene Ontology annotation, molecular function: DNA binding; DNA-binding transcription factor activity. The coding region runs from base 120 to 701 and encodes 193 amino acids. Lineage: Eukaryota; Viridiplantae; Streptophyta; Pinopsida; Cupressales; Cupressaceae. The transcript has 2 exons. The record is from RefSeq and is a predicted model, not a curated record. Gene Ontology annotation, biological process: regulation of DNA-templated transcription.
CAAGCUUCCCCAUUCUCUCUCACUUAUAAAUUCAGAUGGAGCUGUCACUGCAUGUCCUCAAGCUUUCCUUUUCGAUUUCUUUCAAGAGAUUCGAUCUGUAUACCAAGUGGUGAAGAAAGAUGGUGAAGGCUGCGAAAGGGCAGAAGCAAAAGACAGUUCAUCAGAUCCUAGAGCAAUGGCAGCGGUUGAAGCCAUUCGAGCGAAAGGAGAGAAGAAGAAAAUCUAGGAAGGGCAAGAGCGUGAGAAAAGGGUGUAAGCCGCGCAAAGGAGGGCCUGAAAAUGGGCUGUUCAAUUACAAAGGCGUGAGGCAGCGCAAAUGGGGAAAAUGGGUGGCCGAAAUCAGAGAGCCGAACGAUGGAAAGCGCCUCUGGCUCGGCAGCUUCAAUACCGCUGAUGAGGCCGCUCUGGCAUAUGACCAAGCCGCUCAAAUCAUGUAUGGCUCUUCUGCAAGCCUCAAUAAUCCUCCUCCUCAACCUCAAGCUGAUACCAAUGUGAGUGAUUCAAAGCCAAGUGAAGAGCUGUCCCUCAAUCUUGAAAGCACCCAUUGCGAUCUGGAUGCUGCCCAUGACGAGCUGCUGAGCAUAGAUAUAGAUGAGGUGUUCAACAUCUUUGAGAAUGAUGGAGGAGGAGAUGAGAAUUUUUCUUUUGAAACGCCGAGUGAUAUAGCGUCGUGCAGCUCUUCUGAAGCCUCUUCGCCAUAGCAAUUUGUGGCUACUCAGUAGCUAGAGUACACCAUGGGAUUAAUUAGAAAAUGAAAUUUCGGAUGGUGGAUUUUGUAAAAAUCGUCUUCUAUAUAGGAAUGCUCGUAUUGGUUUUGUAAAAAUCGUCUUUUAUAUAGGAAUGGUCGUAUUGGUUUUGUUGGAAGUGUAAGGAUUCUGAUGAAUCUCUCCUUCCAAAUCUACAAUCCUGUAUCUAUUUUAUGUUUCGUCGAUUAAUGAGAUACAUAACUGCAAGUUUUCCGUUUUCAA